AAAAAAAAAAAAAAAAGGAAAAGAGAGGGAGCAAAAGCAAACCCUAAAUCGCUUGCUCUCGAAAUCAGAAAAUCUGUUGUUUCAGUGUUUGAAGCAAAGGUAAAUAAUAACAGUACGGGUUCUUUAGAGUCUAGGUCAAUGGUUCGUGGAUCAAUUGUUCAAAUAUCAAGUGUACGGGUUCUUUAGAGUCUAGGAAUUCACUCGUAUAGUAACUGUGGUUGAUCGGUCUUGAAUUUGUUGAUUAGGGACUUUUAUGUGCAGGCUAGGGUUUAAUUAGGGUUUCAUAGAUUGUUCAAUUCAAACUUGUUAUGAAUUUUCCUGUCUUUUGAUUUAUUUAUUAAGAAUUGUGUUUUUGGUUUUUGUCGGUGAUGUUGUUUCUUUGCAAGGAUGGCACAUAGCUUGAGUCAACAACACGAAGGCUGUGAAAAAGGGGAACCUUCUUACGAUGGCUUGGAUGAUGAUACAGCUUACUGCUAUGGGCUAAAUUGUUUUAAAUUGCGUAGGCUUCCAGCUCCAAGACCUGGAGAGCUCCUAGCAUUGGUUGGAAUUCACCGCACCGGCAAAACAACUGCUCUUAAAGUUUUGGCUGGGCUACUCAAACCGAAUCUUGGCCGCUUCAAUGCUCCUCCGGAGUGGCCAGAUAUUUUGUCUCACUGUGAUGAUCGAGAUCUUAAAAACUACUUUACCCACUUUAUUGAAAAAAAACCAAAGGUGGCUUUUAAGGCACAACAUUUCGAUGACCUAAGAGUCUCUGAUCUUGAUGUCGGGAAGAUGCUUGUUGACCAGAGAGGUAUGAUGAAGGAGGUAUGUGAUGCUCUAGGCUUGACCAAGUACAGAGAGUUGAACAGGGAUCAGAGGCUCGACAGUUUAUCUGAUGGAAUGCUGCAAAGGGUUUCUAUCGCUGCCACUGCCUUGCAGAAAGCGGAUAUAUACAUAUUCGACGAGCCAUCAAAUUUCCUCGAUGUGACUCAGAGAUUCAAGGCUGCACAAGUUAUACGUUCUCUCAUAAACCCCGACACCUACGUGAUUGUUGUGGAUAACGACCUUAGUUUCAUUGACUAUAUCUCGGAUGAGAUUCACUGUUUGUAUGGGGAACCAGGAAAAUACGGCGUCUUUACUCGUCUGGCCUACAAUGUCAGUGCAGGAAUCGAAAUUUACUUGGAUGGGUUUGACACCCGAGAAAACCAGCCUCUAAGGCGUGGUAAAUCUCUCAUCUUUAAGCCUGGUAAGAUGUCCGCAGAUGGCGGCAGUUUCGAGCCACCCUGUUAUCCCGACUUGACUUUAACUCGUGAGAGCUUUAAGCUGCAAGUGGCAGGAGCGGAAUUGAAAGACGCUCAGAUAUAUCUAGUUCUUGGAGCCAACGGUACAAAGAAGACCACCUUCAUCCGACUGCUGGCCGGUACGUUUCGGCCUCUAGCUGUAGAGUCACAAGGUGGAAAACUGUGGAGGUCUAUGUUUAUGAAGUCAUACAAACCGCAAAACCUUAACACGGAGUCUACAAGAAUAGUCAGACAAGUGCUAAGCCCGUUUCCUAUCGAUGGUAUGCAUCCUCAGUUUAAAGAGGAUGUGCUAGAAGCGCUUCAGAUUAUGCCGCUGUUGGAUCGCCAAGUGGGCUCACUCUCGCCUGGAGAGAUGCAGAAGCUUGCCAUAGCUUGCUGCCUGGCUACGCCCGCGGAUGUGCACCUGUUCGAUGAGCCAAGUGAACACCUGGACUCGGAUGAGCGAAUCAUCGCUGCAAUGGCCAUAAGGCGGCACGUUUCACGCACGUUGAGAGCUGCGGUUAUUGUGGAGCAUGAUUUUAUGAUGGCAACUUAUUUGGCAGACCAAGUCAUUUUGGUUGAAGAAAGGCAGACCAAGCCAUCAACAACCGAGUCUGUUACUCCUAAUUCCUCAACAACCGAGUUUGCUGUUUCUUCUCCAUACCCAUUUGUCGAAGGGAUGAACAAGUUCUUGUCGCAUCAGAAUGUCACAUUCCGACGGGAUCCGCUCAGCUUCCAGUUCGUACCAAGGGCCAACAAAUUAGGAUCGUUCGAGGAUUGGGAUCAAAAGCGUAAAGGCAAUUACUAUGUCCCGAACUGGAGGGUCAGUGCACAGGAUGUGUUGAACGCUAGACAGCAUUAGAGGAGGUUUAUCCCCAGACAGACAACACUCCUUGGGUCUGUCUCUUUGUUAAUUUAUGGCGUCUUUUUCUGACUCUUUCUAAGUGUCUUGUGUUGCUUUACCUUUUCGGACUCUUUCUAAGUGUCUUGUGUUGCUUUACCUACGUUUAUGGUGUCUUUGUCAAUUUAGGGUGUCUUUUCUGACUCUUUCUUUCUAAGUGUCUUCUGUUACGCAUCAUAAAAUACGGUAGAACGAUAUGUCAUUCCUUAUUACAUAUGGCUAAGCUUUCCAGUUCA
Messenger RNA from Eutrema salsugineum, 2396 nucleotides. Its product is annotated as ABC transporter E family member 2. The transcript has 7 exons. Gene Ontology annotation, biological process: ribosomal subunit export from nucleus; translational termination; translational initiation. Gene Ontology annotation, molecular function: ATP hydrolysis activity; ribosomal small subunit binding; ATP binding. Bases 388 to 2121 code for a protein of 577 amino acids. NCBI's taxonomy places the organism in Eukaryota, Viridiplantae, Streptophyta, Magnoliopsida, Brassicales, Brassicaceae. The record is from RefSeq and is a predicted model, not a curated record.